CAAUCAUCAUCACACAAACCUUGUGAAGCUUUCCUAGUAAUCCGAGAGCAUUUAGUCUCUAAAGUAAGCGAUAAUUCGAAUGUUUCCAGGAAAUAGCCGCGAUCCUAAUCAGCUUCCAAAGACACGCGGAGUGGCAAAGCCGGGAGGUGAAGGUCCGCCCACGAAGUGGUUCGAUGCUGCUCUAUUCAAGGAAGAAAGUGAGGUAUCGGCGCGACGGCUACUGCUGGAAGAAGAGGAAGGACGGCAAGACCACUCGGGAAGAUCACAUGAAGCUCAAGCAGACACUGAACUGGUCCAAGGGGUGGAAUGUAUUUACGGUUGCUAUGUCCAUUCAGCGAUUUUGCCGACAUUUCAUCGUCGCUGCUACUGGUUGCUCCAAAACCCUGACGUUGUCCUGGUUCAUUACUUGAACGUUCCUUAUCCGGAUGGUGACGCGAAGCUGGCUGCCCUGCCGCCGUGCCUGGCGCUCCCGCCGGAUAAGAAAGAGUGGACUCGUGAUGAGCUGGCUUCUCAGUUGAGGCCUAUGUUCCUCGGAAGCGAUGAUGAUCCUAAUAAUCCUCAUCUUUCUCAGCAUAACAAUCAUCCGGUGGAUAUGAUUGUUACUCAAUUGUUGGAUAGGCAGCGCGCGUCGACGAAUACUUCUACUGCAGCAGCACAAUUGGCACCAAGAAGAUUGACACCAGAUAACCAGGUAACUUCGACGACUGGAGGCCAGCAACCAUCAUCAACAGCAUCGACAGCUCCGCGAAUAUACUCUCGACAUUCCCACUCGGGCCAGAACCAGCAACCAGCGCCUCUGGUGCUGAGUUUGCAGCAAAUCCAAGGUGGCGGCGGUCUCCUGAUCCUUAACAGCCAGCCGUACCACCAGCAGCCUCAGCCCCAACCUCAGUCCCAACAGGUGGAGAUGCAAACUGUUGGGGAGCAGACCCUGGUCCAACAGACCGGGAGCGUUGAUAGAGAACAGCAGACUCACCAGCAAGACCUGGACACCAAGGACUCGAUCGAGCUGAACACGCACCAGACAAUCACCGCGCAAGGGAACUCCGGGCUGACGGACUUCGUCGAGACUCUGGACCUCAGUCAGGAGGACAUCCAGCGGACUCUUUCCGCGAACAUGAUCCCUCCGUCACCGUCACCCUCGCCAGCCGACAAUCACAUCAUCAAUCCGAUGGACUUCAUUGAUUCUUCUGAUGACGUCCUCGUUAACCUCGACGCCUUUGACGUAUUCGGCGAUCUUCCAGAGCUUAAUGACUUUGAGACUCAUGAGCACAAACCAGAGAUUGACAGGUCAGGUUCACAGUCCGACAGCGCUUGUCAUCCUGGAGCUACCGUCCAUAUUGCCGAGUACAGUCCUGAAUGGAGCUAUACUGAAGGUGGAGUCAAGGUGCUGGUAGCUGGACCAUGGACCGGAGGUAGCGGUUCGCAGUCGUACUCAGUGCUAUUCGACGCAGAGCCAGUAGAAGCGUGUCUGGUCCAGCCUGGCGUGUUACGUUGUCGGUGUCCUGCCCACGCACCGGGGAUCGCUUCACUACAAGUAGCUUGUGAUGGAUUUGUCGUGUCAGACAGCGUUGCAUUUGAAUAUCGACGGGCCCCUGCUACUGAGCCUAGUCCAGAAAAGGCACUACUAGAUCGAUUGGCCGACGUCGAAUCAUGCUUACAAGGACCAGGACCACCCUCACCCGCAGUACAUCUUGAAGAGCGACUCGUUACUUACUGUCAGGAUGCCGUUGUCCGUCCAUGGCGAGCUGGAGCCGAACCACUGCAAUCCGGAGGACCAACCCUUCUUCACCUGGCCGCAGGAUUAGGAUACUCCAGACUCGCUUGCGCGCUGCUUCACUGGAGAUCCGAGAACCCCAGCAGCGUUCUGGAUGCUGAAGUAGAUGCUUUGAGACAGGACGCCGCUGGUCUGACGCCUUUAGCUUGGGCCUGUGCAGCUGGGCACGCUGAUACCGCUCGUAUUCUUUAUCGGUGGAACGCGAUGGCGCUGCGCGUUCGAGAUUGUCAGAACCGGAGCGCAACAGAUCUGGCGACGGAAAACGGGCACUCGGAUAUUGCCAAGGAGCUGAACCGGCUGGAGGCACGGAGACAAGAUGAGAGACUCUUCCUGAGACCGGCGAGUCCUAGCCCAAGGCGGCCCUCCCAGGACAGCGGUCUCGAUCUUACCUUGUGGGAGGAAGACGUGCGGGUGCUGACGUUGGCCGAACAAAUAAUAGCCGCACUUCCAGAGAGAAUAAAGAGAGAGGGUGAUCCUUCGUCGCCCUCCCUUCCACCCUCGCCGCCAUCCUCAUUGACCCCGCUCGAGGAUGCUUUUAUGGAGCAAAUGCCGCUCGACUCCGGGGAGUUAUUCGAUUCAUAUCGUGAGUGUGGAGGUGCAGCGUCUGUGUCCGACGUCGACGCGGAAGCAAGUCCGUCCAGUCCGUCAAGCAGCUGUUUGACACCCGACUCACCCUCACCGCCGCCUACCACUGCCGACUUCUGCGAGUUUCUCCAGCUGCAGCUCCAAUUAGACGGCGGAAACCCCCACCAUCAUCACCGUCAUCACCACCAGAGCCAUAAUCAUCAGCAAAAUCACCAGCAGCACUCUUCCAACGAGUACGACGACUACAUGAACGGUAACCUUACCGAGAGGAGCAGCGAGGGCGAAGCCGACCUCAGCCGCCUUACCCUCUCGGACCGUGAGCAGCGCGAACUCUAUCACGCUGCCCGGAUGAUUCAGAAGGCUUAUCGCAAUUACAAGGGCCGCCAGCGGCAAGAGGAAGCCGAGAGACACGCUGCUGUCCUUAUUCAGCAGUACUACCGCCGACAUAAACAGUACGCUUAUUACAGACAAGCCACCAAAGCUGCCCUGGUGAUUCAAAGCAACUAUCGCAACUACCGUGCUCGUCCUGGAUCCACUGGCACAAGACAGCAAUCUGUUCAUCAGCAAGCUGCUCAUCAGGCUGCUAGGAAAAUUCAACAGUUUAUGCGACAAUCUAAAAUCAAGUAG
This is a messenger RNA of Cotesia congregata, 2986 nucleotides long. The record is from the annotation of a GenBank genome assembly. Lineage: Eukaryota; Metazoa; Arthropoda; Insecta; Hymenoptera; Braconidae.